Molecule: messenger RNA, 1320 nt
Organism: Aspergillus neoniger CBS 115656
Lineage: Eukaryota; Fungi; Ascomycota; Eurotiomycetes; Eurotiales; Aspergillaceae
Product: phosphotransferase enzyme family protein
Exons: 3
Coding region: 1-1320 (439 amino acids)
Cellular component (GO): mitochondrion
Source: RefSeq, a predicted model, not a curated record
AUGGAAGAUGGAUUCCGAGCCAUAAUAAAGAUCCCGUACUGGAUAUCAGUGCCCAGGAUUUACGCAACAGCUAGCGAGGUCGCAACUCUGGCAUUUCUUCGCUCUAAGAAGAUCCCAGUCCCGGAAGUAUAUGGCUGGUCUUCGGUCACUGACAAUCCAGUCGGUGUGGAGUACAUUAUCAUGGAACAUGUCGCAGGUGUCAGUGCUGAUACUCGUUGGUUCAAUAAUACAAAACACCAAAAGCAUGCUUUGGUGACAGGCAUCGUUGACAUUGAGAAGAAGCUUUUCAGCAUUCCAUUUGGGGCCACUGGAAGCCUUUAUUUCAGAAGUGACCUUCCACCCCAACUGCAGGCUCCGCUAUAUGCAGUGGGCACGCCAGAUGAAGCCAGGGACUCCCAGACCUACUGCAUCGGUCCAACGGCUGAUUACAUGUUUUGGUAUGGGCAAAGAUCUGAGCUGGAUCUGGGCCGAGGGCCGUGGACCGACCCCAAGGACUAUCUACGUGCAAUUGCCGAAAAGGAAGUCAAAUGGAUUGAGGAAUACGGGAAGCCUCUUGAAAAUGGAUUUCCUCACAACAUCGCAUUUCCCGGCCUGAAGUGCCCACAGGAAUACCUUGAGCUCCUCAAAAACAAUGUGUUCAUAUGUCCAGAUACAUUCAAAGUGAAAUCCAUUAUCGAUUGGCAACAUACAACCAUCACACCGUUGCUUCUUACAGCCGGAUAUCCCAAGCUGUUCGAGAACCCUAACCCAAAGCACCCCAGCGAGUUGAAACCACCAAAGUACCCUCCGGGCUACGAGACCAUGAGUCCCGAUGAGCAAGCUCAAGUCGACGAGCUUAUACGACGGCAAAGUCUCUUCUACCUCUAUCGUGUUUCCAACGGGGGCUUGAACAAGGUGCACCUCGAGGCGCUGCGAGAUCCUCUCAUUCUACAACGUCAGCACCUCGUGGACUCUGCAGGUCGUCAAUGGUCUGGAGAUAUUGUUACACUACGUGGGGCCCUCAUGCGAAGGCAAAACCUUUGGUCUUAUCUCAUUGGCAAGGAUCACCAUAUCAAAUGCCCCAUAGAUUUCUCCGAACAAGAAGUAAUCGACCAGGCUGAAAGUGAGCAAACGUGGUACAAUUUGAAUAUACUUAUCAAUCAAUGGCGCGACGAACUCGGUGGGCUCUCAGAAGAAGGGUGGCUACCUGCUCAGCGGUAUGAGGCUGCUGUGAAAAGGAACAAAUCCUUGAUGGCCGAAUUCUCUGACGGCGCCAGUCCAGAUGAGCUGGAAAAAGUGAAGCGAGGUUGGCCGUUUCAGGAUCACGACGAGCUCUACUGA